Molecule: messenger RNA, 606 nt
Organism: Arvicola amphibius (Eurasian water vole)
Lineage: Eukaryota; Metazoa; Chordata; Mammalia; Rodentia; Cricetidae
Product: interferon alpha-12-like
Exons: 3
Coding region: 1-606 (201 amino acids)
Biological process (GO): T cell activation involved in immune response; adaptive immune response; natural killer cell activation involved in immune response
Cellular component (GO): extracellular region
Molecular function (GO): type I interferon receptor binding; cytokine activity
Source: RefSeq, a predicted model, not a curated record
AUGAGAGAACCCGUCAGAGAAAGCAAGCAGGGCAUGACUGAAACCCUGUGUUUCCUGAUGACCCUGGUGCUUAUAAACUACUGGUCAACCUGCUCUCUGGGAUGUGACCUGCCUCAGACUCAUAACCUCAGCAACAAGGGAGCCUUGACACUCCUGGCACAAAUGAGGAGACUCUCCCCUCUCUCCUGUCUAAAGGACAGAAAGGACUUUGCAUUCCCUCUGGAGAAGGUGGAUGCCCAGCAGAUCCAGAAGGCCCAAGCCAUCCCUGUCCUGCAGGAGCUGACCCAGCAGGUCCUGUUCCUCUUCAGCUCAGAGGACUCAUAUUUUGCUUGGAAGACAACCCUCCUAGACACAUUCUGUACUGGCCUCCACCAGCAGCUCAAUGACCUCCAAGCCUGUUGUUUAAAGCAGGGAGGAUGUCAGGAAAUCCCACCCCUAGCAGAGGAGCUCUUCGGGGUGAAGGAGAUUCAGUUAUCCUCAGUAAUGGGAGCCAUGAGAGGUUGCACAUCGUCCACAAGGUGGCAGUGUACCCGUGCACAUUUGGCAGCAAUAAGUGAACUCAAGGUUAAAAACAAAAUAAUAAGGAAUAAAAUUGAGAGGAACUAG